AUGAGCCGACCACCUCAUUGCGUUUCAGGAGACGCCAAUGGCGGCUACUCAAUGUCGUGUGCUGGCGUUGCCUCGAAAUCAAGCAGCUUCACGCCUGCAUUUCUUCCUAACACUGGCGGUAACUAUUUGCACCGCAGCUUUAAUUCGGGCGAAUCAACGAUGAACGACAUGGCGCGCACCAACGCGCUGGCCGAUUGCAACACGAUCGUGGACAUGAGCCUGCGACUUGGGCGCUUCAUUAUGUGCGUGGUAGCGGCUCUGAUCUUCGCGUUUGGAUUCGCGUUACUUACGAGCAACAAGAAGACACUUACAUACGUGUAUGAAAACAAAUUGGCAGCCAAUGAAACGCUGUCAGCCAAGGCGUCAUCCGUUGUGGAGGACUACAAUACACUCUUUGGUUAUAUUGUGUUUGGGGGUGGAAAGGUUUUUGAGGUCUUUUGCGAGACGCUCAUUUUCCCUACCCUGGCCACAUAUUUGCACAAUUGCAGCUUGUAUCCAGGAGACCAACCGGCGCGGAUGCACUCGGUCGCCAAAACGCGCUGCAUUUUUUGGGGUCUCAAGACGGUUAUUAUCCUCAUGAACGUCGGUUUUACGAGUCUUUACGUGGGUCAAACCACGCUGGAUCCCAGUGCUACAACGCGACGUCUCACUGCAUCAGACGAAUUGACGGAAAUGUUGAAUCAGAUGGAGACUCCGUGGGCUAUGGAUUCGGACGCAGACUUGCUGCACUCAAUCCUGCGGACGUCGUUAACAGGUUUUACUACGCCAUUUAAUUUUGAAAAUACCUGCGAAUCUGUGGAGCAAGGGAACAAAAGUGCAGAGCAACAGUGGGGAGUGUGGCCGGAUGACGUGGACACCACGUCCGUAAGCUUUAGCUUUCCAUCGCACGCGUGGAACAGUGCUCUAUUGAAAUCGGAUAUAACCGUGCCAACGAAGACUGCCGAAAUGCUGAUGCGGGACAAUUUGGAUAAUCGUAAAAAGAACGGGAUCACUGACGAUUGGGAUCCUGUGGAGCUGUACUCGAUCUUUCAGCAGAGCAUUGCAAAUUUGGGUUUGGCAGGUGUUUUAGUUGAUGCAGCAACUCCUCUGUCACUUGAAGAUUUGAUCCGAGCAGUUGCGGGCGACCUUAAGGUAAUAUUAUCUACCAGAGCUCGAUUGAGCGAUCUGAUUUUGCGUUUGCAGCAUCGUAAAGUUGCGGAAGAUGUGGAGUUUAUUACUUUGGCAAUUUCGAUUCCCUUUGAGGCGGACAAUACGGGAACUACUUUAUGUGGAGCAUCUGGCUGUGUGUAUGCCACGCGUGCGAGCGUCCUGGAGGAGUUUCAUAUGCAUCCACACGUGUCAAUUGCGUCGAAUAAGAAAGACGUGAACUCCGCCUUGGUCUAUAGCGCUACAAGCCAGUACGUGCUGGAUUUGGGAGCAGCUGAACAAGCUCCACAUGAAGUGUUGACACUUUCAUUGAGUAAACUGACGUGGAAGCUAACUCCUCUCCACCUUCGUUACGAUGCUGCGUGUGCGGCUGACGACGAGUAUCACUGCCUCGGUCUGAGUCUGCCGCUUGCAACAGAUGAAGGUGCGCUGCUUGUCGGUAAGGAAGCGUUGUCCACGCAGCACACUGUACAUCCUGUCGCACUUGUGACGUUGCAUCCAGCCAUGAUCACUGACACGAGUCGCUCCGACAACGACGCACUUACGUCAUGGCACCGAAUGGUAUCAUCCAAUGGAAAGCUUAUGCACCCCAGCUCGUUUGAAUGCAAUUCUCUAGUGGAUGCAUAUCUGAUGCAUCUCGAAAGCAAUAACUUCUACCUCGACGGUCAAAGAACGCAAGAUAUACUCUCUGCAGCGCUGUUUUAUUUGCUGCAGCGUGGAGUUCCGACCUUGUAUGCAGAUGUCAUGUCGAGGAGGCGUCUCGUGUUAUCUGCUGUAAUGGUAUCAAAUGGAUCUGGCCCUGGCAAUGACACUGCUACUGCUGAUACGAUAGACAUUGAAGUUAACGUCCCGACUGCGACCGCGUAUGUGACAGUGGCAGGAUGCAUUUUUAUCGUCCUGUUGUCGAUGUGUGUGAUAUAUUUGCCAACGUCUCGAGUUAGGCUGUCACCGGAUACGACUCCAGCGGCACAGUACGUGCAAAUUCUAACGGACGACCUGUAUCCGGAUUUGGUGCACAAGAAGCGGUUGCGUUUUGCUAAUGGAGAUUGUCUUCUUUUUAACGAGUACGUCGUCGACUCUAUCGUUCUGCACGCCAAGCGCGACCAGUCUAAGACGAUUUAUCUGUAA
Messenger RNA from Peronospora farinosa, 2274 nucleotides. NCBI's taxonomy places the organism in Eukaryota, Oomycota, Peronosporomycetes, Peronosporales, Peronosporaceae. The record is from the annotation of a GenBank genome assembly.